AUGAAAAGCGGAAGACAGCAACAGCAACAGCAACCUCACAGCGCAAGCAAUUCAAGAGAUGUGGAGCAAGUGGGACGCAAUUAUCGAUCAGCCUUAUCCGAGCUCACAUUCAACAGUAAACCCAUCAUCACCAAUCUGACAAUCAUGGCACAGGAGAACCAAGGCGCAGCAAGUGUCAUUGUGAAGGAAAUAGAGAAUCAAUUAAGAAAUAAUGCUGCUGGACAGAAACUUCCUGUACUAUACCUCAUUGAUUCUAUUUGUAAAAAUGUUGGUGGUGUCUAUAUUACAAACUUUUCUAGAAACAUGGUCAAUGUCUUUUUGGACGCGUAUGCACUGACGGAUCCCACUGUGCGCAAAAGUUUUGAAAGGUUGCUUCAAACUUGGAAAAAUGGCAUGCCUGGUGGCCAUCCUGUCUUUCCUCGCCACAUUAUCGAGCCAAUUGAAAGAUCUAUCAUGUACAUCCGCGAAAAGACGCCAAGCUCAAGACAUCCCCAUGCUCCUCCCAAACACACGGGUUCACCUGUCAACAGGCCUUCACCAUCAAAUGCUGCUGCUGCUGCUGGUAUUCAUGUGAAUCCAAAUUUCAUAAACAAAGAAUCACAUCGAGUGAGUAGAGAUCCUCGCAACAGAAGUCCUCAAAUCACCGAGAAACACCCAGCACCCAUGUCUUCAUCGAGUCUCCUUGAUCAACUGCAAUCCUUGCUACCCAAGAGCAACACUGUCAAUAGCACUGCAAACUUGCUUACUACAAACAAUGAUCCUGUAACACAAAUCAUAAGCCAAAUCAAGGCCAUCUUGCCUACGCUGCCUCCAGCACAAGCAGCUUCCAUUGAGCAAUACCUUGCACAGAUAGCCAUUGCUUCUCCUUCGCAAAAGCCAGCCAACUUGCCUGUAGUAUCCACGCCUUCGCCCACACUGGUCAACCCAAGAGUGCCUUUCUCAACAACACAUACGCCUACACCGCCACUAGUAGCCAAUGUGUUGAGUCCAGCUAUACCACCACUACCCGCCUCUCCAUUAACAAAUCAACAGACCAAAGUGGAUACAGCUGAUUUGUUAAAAAGUCUAACAUCGAUGGGAUAUCUUAGUCCUUCUUCUGUUGUUGCUAAUAAACCAUCCGAUGAUCCUCAGGUCUUGUCAAUGAAUCGAUUUGGACCCUUUAUCCUGGAUUCAAAAGAUUUACAAAUUGCUCGUCCUGGAGCUGUUGAGCUAUUAUAUUCGGCUGAACCCCUUCAAUGUAAGCAAUGCGGAUUCAGAUAUCCCAAGACUGAGAAGGGCCAAGCCAAGAUGGACGCUCAUUUGGACUCGCAUUUCAGACAGAAUAGAAAGAUGAAGGAAAGAGUGAAACGCGGUUUGUCUCGUUCGUGGUUUGUUACUGUGGAUGAAUGGAUCAAUGGUGAAGGUGGCGAGCUCAUGAGCCAACAGGCACCUGCUUUCCUGCACGACGGCAUGGGACAUGUCAAUCAAAAGUCUGUCGAAAAGUCAAAUCAAGCCUCAGGAGAAGAUGCCAUUGACCCCAACCUGUACACUGUGAUUAUGCCUGACGAUGACAGCCGAAAGCCAUGCGCCAUCUGUGGAGAACGCUUUAUCGAUUUUUGGAAUGACGAUGAAGAGGAAUGGAUGUAUAAAAAUGCAAUUUUGGUGGAUGGCAAGAUUUAUCAUGCUACCUGUCAUGCAGAUGCUGUCAAGAGCGGAACACUUGUAGAGGCAGAUACAGACAUGCCAGAUGGAGAUCAAGGUUUGAAACGUAAAGCACAGGAAGAAAGCAGCGAGCCAUCCAAAUUACCUCGUUUUGAGUAA
Messenger RNA from Mucor velutinosus, 1800 nucleotides. Its product is annotated as DRAP deaminase. Gene Ontology annotation, biological process: termination of RNA polymerase II transcription. The transcript has 6 exons. The coding region runs from base 1 to 1800 and encodes 599 amino acids. The record is from RefSeq and is a predicted model, not a curated record. NCBI's taxonomy places the organism in Eukaryota, Fungi, Mucoromycota, Mucoromycetes, Mucorales, Mucoraceae. Gene Ontology annotation, molecular function: RNA polymerase II complex binding; mRNA binding. Gene Ontology annotation, cellular component: mRNA cleavage factor complex; cytoplasm.